GACAUUUUGUGUCAACUGUCACGUUUGACAUUGACGUAAAUAAAAAUCAAAACAAAGUGCUAUCAACGUCUUUGUGCAUUCGAUUAAAAGUGUUUGUGCCUUCGUUCGUUAUAAUAAAAAACAUUAAAAUGUCUAGCGAUAUGGAUAAAUUAAAAAAACUACGCGUUAUACGCUCACAGUGCAAAGGAACCAUUACAAGAAUCGACAGUUUUGUCAAGGAUCCAGAAACUUUGGCAGCCGCCAGCGCCGAUAUAUUAGAGGCGCGUAAAGAGAAGCUCAUUUCCACCUUAAAAAAUUACGAAGAGGUGCAAAUGGACAUCCUUAGCAUUGAUGAGAACGACGGUGAACAGGUGGGAGAGGUUGAAGACAAAUAUUAUUCUAUAUUAGCCAAAAUUAAUAGCUCCCUUAAAAUGCUAAACACGAAAGUGACUGCGGAGUGCCACAACGCAUCCACAUGGCCACAACACAUUGCUGCAUCAGGAGCGCAAUGUGAAUGUGGAUAAGCCCAGGACAAAUAAUGAUGACAGUCAGCAGCCACUAUCAUCUGAUACUGGUGAGUUUGAAAUUGAAAUUGCUGUUAAUACUAUUUUAAAUUGUGUGUCAGAUAGUGGUGUUUUGCUGCCAACCAUAAAAGUCAUAUUACUAACUAAUAAUAAUGAACAGGUGGUAUGCAAGGCAUUACUAGACACUGCAUCUCAAGGCAGUUUUAUAAGGUCAGAUUUGGUAAGCAGGCUUGGCUUAAAACCUGUAAUAGAGCCAAACAAUAUUAUUGGUUUCCGUAAACAACUAUGUAAAGUAAAUGAGUAUGUAAUUUUGACUAUUCAAUCAUGUAAAAAUAAUGUUAAAAUAAUAUUGAAAUGUCAUAUUAGUGAUGAAAUUACUUCCAAACUGUCUCAAAGAUCAUUAGAUGUAUCUAAAUAUCACAUUUUAAAAAAUAUAACUUUAGCUGAUGACACAUUUUACAUGACAAGUGAUAUUCCUCUGUUGCUUGCAGCCAACAUCUAUUUUAAAAUAUUGUUGCAGGGUUGCAUAAAAACUGAAAAUGGACCGGUAUUCCAGAAUACCAUGUUAGGAUAUAUUGUCGGAGGAAGUAUUCCUGAAAAAGGUACCACAUGUAAUAUUGUAACAAAUUUAGUCAAUAUAUCUGGUGGUGAAAAAUUGGAAAAUGUAAUGGAGCAAUUCUGGCUUUCUGAAAAACUUCCUGAAGUGGAAAAAUCUACAAAUGAUGAAUUUGUACAAGCUGAAAAAAUAUUCCAGGACUCUGUUUCAGUAAAAGACAAUAGAUUUUAUGUUGAUAUGCCAUUAGCUUUCCCCAUGGAAGAGUUAGAGUUAGGUGACUCAUUUUCUGUUGCCUAUAAUAGAUUCAUAAUGUUAGAAAAAAGGUUCAAAAAUGAUCCUUUGCUAUUUGAACAAUAUAAAAAAUUUAUUGACCUGUACCUGGAACUAGGACAUGCAAAGAUAGUUGA
Molecule: messenger RNA, 1466 nt
Organism: Cydia pomonella (codling moth)
Lineage: Eukaryota; Metazoa; Arthropoda; Insecta; Lepidoptera; Tortricidae
Exons: 2
Coding region: 129-503 (124 amino acids)
Source: RefSeq, a predicted model, not a curated record